UCUGGAACCAAGUGUUCUUCACUCAUCUCAGCUAGCUUCUCUUCUUGCUUAUCCCUCCUGGUGAACCAGUUCUUCAUCCCUCGCUACUUAAAAGAUGUCUUACCAGAAGACCCAGCCCACACCCCAGCCCCCAGUAGGAUGUGUCAAGAUCUCCGGUGGCGGCGGCGGCGGCGGCUCAGGGGGCGGCGGAUCUGGUUGCGGUGGGGGUAGCAGCGGUGGUGGCAGCGGCGGCGGCGGCGGCGGCUACUGCUACUCCAGCGGCGGUGGUUCAGGUGGCGGCGGAUCCGGCUGUGGUGGCGGUAGCAGCGGUGGUGGCAGCGGCGGCUACUGCUACUCCAGCGGCGGUGGCGGCGGCGGCAGCGGCGGCGGCGGCUGCUACUCCAGCGGUGGUGGUUCCAGCGGUGGUGGCGGCUCCUCCGGCUGCGGUGGCGGCUCCGGCGGUGGCUCCUCCUACUAUCCCAGCCAACAGAAAUACUGCGGAAGCAGCGGCGGCGGCGGCGGCGGCAGCUCCGGCGGCUCCGGCUGCGGCGGAGGCUACUCUGGAGGCGGCGGGGGUGGCUCCAGCUGCGGAGGCGGAUACUCCGGUGGAGGCUCCAGCUGCGGAGGCGGAUACUCCGGUGGAGGCUCCAGCUGCGGAGGCGGUUCCGGGGGCGGUUCUAGCGGCGGCUCCAGCUGCGGAGGCGGCUCUGGCGGCGGCUCUGGCGGUGGCUACUACUGCGGCGGCGGCGGCGGCGGCGGCUCCAGCGGCGGCGGCGGCGGCUACUCUUCUCAGCAGUGCGUCCAAGCUCCGUCCCAGCAGAGCAGCGGAGGGGGCUCAUACGGGGGCUCCUCCGGCUGCGGAGGCGGCUCCAGCGGUGGCUCCAGCGGUGGUGGCUGCGGCUACCCCAGCGGCGGCGGCGGCUCCUCUGGCUGCGGCGGCGGCUCCAGCGGUGGUUCCAGCGGUGGUGGCUGCGGCUACCCCAGCGGCGGCUCCUCUGGCUGUGGCGGUGGCUCCGGCGGUGGUUCCAGCGGUGGUGGCUGCGGCUACCCCAGCGGCGGCGGCGGCGGCUCCUCUGGAUGCGGGGGUGGCUCCUCCGGGGGCAGCGGCGGUGGCUCCUCCGGGGGUGGCAAGGGAGUUCCCGUGGCCCACCAGACCCAGCAGAAGCAGGCACCUUGCUGGCCAUCCAGCAAGUAAACCAUCCUGCCCAGCACCCAGAGGAAUGAGCACAAAGUUUGCUCUUGCUGUAGCCUAAAGGUUUACAGUUCUCAUGAUAUUGCCUUAAAAUUUCCAAAUGCCUUCAAUUCUUCCCCAGUCUCUAAAAGGAAGGGUCUCCUUUCAGCUGCCCUUUAACCUCAAUGGCAGUUCCAACACCUGUGUCUUAUUUUCCGGGAUAUUUAACCGGACUGGGAAAUGUCAUCAUCCCAUCCACAGACCUUUCACCCUAGUUUCUGUACCAUCUUCUUAUUUUGCCUUAAGCUAAUAAACUUGCAAUUCAUGAGAA
Molecule: messenger RNA, 1481 nt
Organism: Sarcophilus harrisii (Tasmanian devil)
Lineage: Eukaryota; Metazoa; Chordata; Mammalia; Dasyuromorphia; Dasyuridae
Gene: LORICRIN
Product: loricrin cornified envelope precursor protein
Exons: 2
Coding region: 95-1174 (359 amino acids)
Source: RefSeq, a predicted model, not a curated record